AUCGUCAUCGACGAGGCCAUGGGGACGUUCGCCAAUGUGGAUGUUUUUCUCUACGCCGAUACAAUCGUCACCAGUUUAUCGGAGUACUUUGAUGGCCACGCUACGGCGCUUGGUGGAUGUGAGCGUCUCUUUGUAACUGAGAUUGCUGUGCCAUACCUAUCGUAUUCUCCUCUUCUCAGUCUUGUUAUUAACCCGCAGAUGCAGCACCACCUCCUCGGUAAGAGGUAUCUUAAGUCAGUGAUUGAAGAUACCUAUGUUGGAAAUAUUUGUAAUAGUUCCGACAUCUAG
This is a messenger RNA of Pisolithus orientalis, 288 nucleotides long. RefSeq lists its product as uncharacterized. NCBI's taxonomy places the organism in Eukaryota, Fungi, Basidiomycota, Agaricomycetes, Boletales, Pisolithaceae. The transcript has a single exon. The record is from RefSeq and is a predicted model, not a curated record. The annotation marks the transcript as partial.